UCCAUCUACCUCGCUUCUCCUCCUCUUAUCACUCCAUCAUGAAGUCCGACUCUGUCGGCGCUGACGCGUACUCACUCCCAGCUCCCCCGCCCCUCCCCGGUGACGAUGCUGACCACCUCAAUCACACCCUUCAACCUCACCUCACCUUGACUCACAGACCAGCACCCCGACGCCUUCCCCAGCGCGGCGUGACCCCCUCAUUUUCCAUCGAGUCGUAUUACCUCUCCUUUCUGUUUGACAGCUCACCAAGUCUGGCCAGCUCGCUCCCGCACCUCACCCCCUGUCUCACUCUCACCAGCGGCCCGUCUACGCCCGCGGCACAACUCGAGUUUGUCGAGGAAGGUGGUCAUGCUGCGACUCGGAGUCCCCUUCCAAGCCAGAGCACGACGCGUUUCUGCUCCCCAGGCCUUCACGAGUCGCCUGGGCUGGUCACAGCGAGCGAGUGUGCUGUGACGAAUGCGACCGUCGGCGAAGCGCGCGAGUCUAUGCUGCCCAGUGUGCUUCCUUCUCUUCCAGUCGAGCCUGAUGAUAUGAAGGCAAUGGAAAUCGAUCCGUCCGCCCAAGACGCUCGAUCUCACCCGAGUGCUGAGCUUGAUUCCGAUGUGACCGUUCAUUCCAAGCCACCGCCUGCUCCAAGUCUCUGCGUUCACAACAUCAUGCCCGAUUCCCCGCCGACAAUGCCUCCGUGCCAUGCCCCCGUCUGCGACGCUGUUGAUUUAGCCCCUUCCUUGCACCCCAAACCCAGAAGCACACUAGGAGAUUUCCGACCUCCCAAACUGGUCACGCCUGAGGACACGCAGUGGUGUGCGGGCAAAGCCCGCCGGCAUCACGGACCCACCCAGAAGCGGCGGGCUGACUCAAGUUCCGACGCUGCACGCGAGCUCCACGACCUUGAAGUUGCGGCUUCCCGCGUACUUAAGCGGCCGUUCAAGCCUCCCACUGUCGUCAACCUGCCAGCUGUCAGACUCCGGCCCAGCCAGCAGACCCAGCCCGCAACGAAGCAGCUCAGUCGUCCAACUCGUCGGCUCGCGAAAACUACCCGCAUCAAGCCUUUCAUCCCGCCUACCAUGGCUGCACACGGCUCAUCCACUGUCUCGCGUCCUGGCUCCUUCAGCAAAACCCGAGUCAGCAGGGGCAGGGCCACGGACCUCAACCGCAAUCUGAUUUCCUCCCUAGAGGAGCGCCUCCGUCAGCUGCACAAGGCCAUUCAUCUCGAACACACGGGAGAAGACGUCGUUAUCCAGGGCCGCAUCCACACCUGGCGCCAGGCUGGGCGCGACGUCACCGACCUUCUCUUUGCGUUGAUCCCGGAGCCGCCCGACGAUACUGCACCCCACCUGCCCUUAUCGCGUUGGGACGACUGGGGAUUCAGCAACGACUCGAACUCGGCCGGACUCAGCUCUCGACAGCUAGAGUAUCUUCGCAACGCGCCCACCAACGCGAACGGCGAUGUGCUUGACGAGAGAGGUGAUCCCAUUUUUGGUGACUACAGUGACCCCGGAAGCUUCACAGACCAAGUCACUGGAACCGACGCCUACAUUCCUGCCUACGAGGCACAUUCCAUGGAGCACAAGCCAGCCAAGACCGAUCGUGUGUGGGACAAGAGCGCCAUGCUUCAGCGCUUCAGCGUUGACCCAGGCCUCCUUGGCUGGGAUCGCGAAGCCGAGGAUUGGACCGAAAUUCCUGAGUGGGAGGGCUGAGCGGUUGCAAACCGUCGAACUCGGCUGUACAUCUGAUUUCAUCUAUUGGCAUAAAAGGAGCUGCAGCGGUCAGUAGAUCUCGAUCAUGCAACUGUGGAGCAGUAACGCCUUUGUUGAGCAGUAACACAGCAGCAUGCAUACAGGGCAAUGCCACACCCCUCGGCCUGAGCCCAGACAUCU
Molecule: messenger RNA, 1880 nt
Organism: Cutaneotrichosporon oleaginosum
Lineage: Eukaryota; Fungi; Basidiomycota; Tremellomycetes; Trichosporonales; Trichosporonaceae
Source: RefSeq, a predicted model, not a curated record